Messenger RNA from Neurospora tetraspora, 3568 nucleotides. RefSeq names its product protein transport protein sec-24. Gene Ontology annotation, biological process: COPII-coated vesicle cargo loading; intracellular protein transport; endoplasmic reticulum to Golgi vesicle-mediated transport. Gene Ontology annotation, cellular component: endoplasmic reticulum exit site; COPII vesicle coat. The transcript has 2 exons. Gene Ontology annotation, molecular function: SNARE binding; zinc ion binding. The coding region runs from base 349 to 3201 and encodes 950 amino acids. NCBI's taxonomy places the organism in Eukaryota, Fungi, Ascomycota, Sordariomycetes, Sordariales, Sordariaceae. The record is from RefSeq and is a predicted model, not a curated record.
CUCCGCCCGAAGCGAGGCAGCUAAGGCCAGUUUGGCUUCCUAGCUCCUGUCCUCCUGAUUGAUAGGUCUGAUAGGUGUAGCCCCUCGCCGCCCGGCGCCCGAUGCUGUUGUCGUAAAUCGAGAGCUGUCAACUUCCAAGCGCGCCUCAAAUCACCAACUCUCUCCACCGCCCCCCGCCGCUUCGCAACACCCACGACUUGUCCCCUGACUCCUUUCGCCGUUCCUCUCGCGCGCCACAAGCGUCAUCGACAUACCCACCAAGAGGUUCCAGCCAUUGUUACUUUGCUCAACGAGGCCCGACCACCGUAAUCUCUCGCGCCAUCAGAGAACCGAGCAGCGGACAACACCAUGGCGGCUCCUCCUCCCAACGAUGGCUACGGCCAGUAUCCCCCCCAGCAGUACGGCGAGCAGCCCCAAUAUCCCGUUGAUCCCGCUCAACAAGCAUACGGUAGCUCGGCCUCUCCUCCGCCGGCAGCCGCCUCGCAGCACGGCGCCGAGCAUGGCAAGAAGAAGAAGAGAGCAUACGCCGCCCAGGCAUUCGAGGUUGCCACAGGAGGCAACGCCGUAGUAGGCGGCCAGCCAGCAGCAGCGCAAUACGGAAUCCCUCAGCCAGCAGCACCAGGAUUUGGUGGAUAUCCGGCACAAGAUGUCCAACAACCGGCAUACGGCGCUCCGACAACACCGUACGGCGCGCCUCAGCCUGCCGUACCCGGAGUCGGAGGCUAUCAGGCCCCUGAUGCCUACUACUCCCAGGGUGCUGCUCCGGCCGCCGUUGGCCCUGCCCCCGGAGGUGUUGCCGGCAUCACGGCCGGCAUCCAGUCUAUGGGCUUUGGAGGACAGCCGCAGCAGCCGCAGCAACUCCCUGCCCAGGCGAGGGGUCCUGCGAACCAGCUUUAUCCCACCGAUCUACUCAACCAGCCCUUUAAUGUCGCCGAACUCGAGCUGCCGCCUCCCCCCAUUAUUCUUCCCCCUAAUUCUAGCGUUACCCCUUCCCCAGAUGCCAACUGCGCGCCAAAGUAUGUGCGAUCCACGUUGAAUGCCGUACCCACCACCCACUCGUUGCUCAAGAAGAGCAAGCUGCCCUUUGCGCUCGUUAUUCAGCCAUAUGCAGCUCUUCAUGACUUGGACGAUCCGGUCCCUGUUGUGCAAGACCAAGUAAUCUCGCGCUGCCGAAGAUGUCGAUCCUACAUCAACCCAUUCGUGACCUUCCUUGAUCACGGCCACAGAUGGCGCUGCAACAUGUGCAACCUUACCAACGAUGUUCCCCAGGCCUUUGAUUGGGAUGCGGCGGCCCAGAAGAGCGUGGAUAGAUGGCAACGGCAUGAGCUAAACCAUGCGGUUGUUGAGUUCGUUGCGCCCCAGGAGUAUAUGGUUAGGCCCCCUCAACCCCUGGUCUACCUUUUCUUGUUUGAUGUCAGCUACGCGGCUGUCUCUACGGGUCUCUUGGCCACCAGCGCAAGAACAAUUCUGGACAGCCUCGACAGGAUACCGAAUGCCGAUCGCCGCACCCGCCUUGGAUUCAUCGCCGUGGACUCGAGCCUGCAUUACUUCUCAGUUCCGAGAGACACGGAGGAAAAUGGUGAGACGAGCAUGCUUGUGGUCAGCGAUCUGGAUGAGCCAUUCCUCCCUGUUCCCGGGGAGUUGCUGGUCCCCCUCACCGAGUGCCGGCAGAACAUCGAAAGCUUCCUCAAUAAGUUGCCCGAGAUGUUUGCGAACAACCAGAGCAACGGAAACUGCAUGGGUUCGGCUCUCAGGGCCGGUCACAAGCUUAUUGCCCCCCUCGGCGGCAAGAUUGUGGUGCUGAGCUCCUCUCUGCCUAACGUGGGUUAUGGAAAGCUCGAGAUGAGAGAAGACAAGAAGCUUCUCGGCACGUCCAAAGAAAGCGGGCUGCUGCAGACCGCCAAUUCGUUCUACAAGAGCUUCGCCGUCGAGUGCUCCAAGAACCAAGUGUCUAUCGACAUGUUCCUCUUCUCUUCCCAGUAUCAGGAUGUGGCCUCCUUGAGCAACCUCCCGCGGUACACUGGUGGUCAAACAUGGUUCUACCCGGGAUGGAACGCCGCUAGGGCUGAGGAUGCUGUCAAGUUUGCGUCCGAAUUCAGCGACUACCUGUCGUCUGAGAUUGGCCUUGAGGCCGUCCUCCGUGUUAGGGCUACUACUGGACUGCGGAUGAGCACUUUUUACGGUAACUUCUUUAACAGAAGCUCUGACUUGUGCGCUUUCCCGGCUUUCCCCCGUGAUCAGUGCUACGUCGUUGAGGUUGCCAUCGAUGAGAACCUUACCAAGAACUUUGUUUGCUUGCAGACAGCGGUACUACAUACCACCUGCAAUGGUGAGCGUCGCAUUCGUGUCAUGACUCUGGCUUUGCCAACCACCACCAACCUUGCCGAUGUCUACGCCUCGGCCGAUCAGUGCGCUAUCGCUACCUACUUCAGUCACAAGGCGGUUGAAAAGGCCCUCGGUAAUUCCCUGGACGCGGCAAGGGAUCUGCCUCAGCAGAAAAUCACCGAGCUUCUGCAGACCUUCAGGAAGGAGCUGGGUGGAGGAAGUAUGGGUGGCGGCCUUCAGUUCCCGUCUAACCUUCGUGGUCUACCUGCCCUUUGCCUGGGCUUGACCAAGCACGUUGGUUUGAGGAAGUCGGCGCUUAUUCCUUCGGAUAUUCGCUCUGCUGCCCUCUGCCUGCUCUCUACCCUUCCUUUGCCGCUGCUCAUGCAGUACAUCUACCCCAGGCUAUACUCGCUGCACGACAUGCCUGACAAUGCCGGUUUCCCCGACCCGGAGACGAGCCAGAUUGUCCUCCCACCACCUAUGAAUCUCUCCUCGGAGCGCUUCGUUCCAUUCGGCUUGUACCUUAUCGACGAUGGCCAAACGCAAUUCCUCUGGGUUGGUCGUGACGCUGUGCCUCAGCUUAUCCUGGAUGUAUUCGGAGUGCAGGAACGCACUCAGGUUGCUGUUGGAAAGGGAACUCUGCCUGAGCUGGACAAUGACUUCAACGAGCGUGUCCGGAACGUGAUUGCCAAGAGCAGAGACCACAAGAGCAAGGGUGUUGGCAGCAUCACGUUGCCUCAUCUGUACAUUGUCAGGGAGGAUGGUGAACCAAGCCUUAAGCUGUGGGCUCAGACUCUCUUGGUGGAAGACCGGGCGGAUCAGGGGAUGAGCUUCCAACAGUGGAUGGGCAUGCUGAGGGAGAAGGUGAGUCACUAAAAGCCUCGUUUUGCAUUGUUCUUGUUGCUGCUGCUUUUCUGUUUUACUGCCAAUGGUUGGAAAGCGGAUCUGGGGCGCUAACAGACUUGCAACAGGUUGUGCAGUGAUGGCAUUCACAUACCAUCCUAGCGGGCGAAAAUGGAUCCUCGAUAUUUAUAUGUGACGGCGGCAAGCGAAGGAUGCCGAUGGCAGUAUUCAGUCAGAACAUGUUUAUCUUGAGGUGUUUGAGCGGGUGUAAAGAAAAGAGACAGGGGUGCAUGUGGCGGACAGACGCAGAAGAAGCGGACUCGCAUGACAAACACAAUGUAAUAUUCUUAAGAAUGGUUUUUCAUACAAUCUAUCCGGGAUUACUCCCAUUGUGACCCGU